This is a messenger RNA of Nothoprocta perdicaria, 891 nucleotides long. RefSeq names its product cAMP-dependent protein kinase inhibitor beta (gene PKIB). Gene Ontology annotation, biological process: negative regulation of cAMP-dependent protein kinase activity. The record is from RefSeq and is a predicted model, not a curated record. Gene Ontology annotation, molecular function: cAMP-dependent protein kinase inhibitor activity. Bases 134 to 367 code for a protein of 77 amino acids. Gene Ontology annotation, cellular component: cytoplasm; nucleus. The transcript has 4 exons. Lineage: Eukaryota; Metazoa; Chordata; Aves; Tinamiformes; Tinamidae.
AGGCAUCUUGUAGACACGACGCUUUGGUUCCCUAUAUUGCACUAUGUGACAUUUACCAAUAAAAGCCCUCCUGGGCAAAGCCCACGGCUGCUGUAUUGUGGAGCAGAUGAUGCUAUGAGGAAAGAAGUCAGCAAUGACUGAUGUGGAGCCGGGGGUCACAGAUUUCGCCGCCUCGGGAAGGGCAGGACGCCGGAACGCCUUACCAGAUAUCCUGGGCUCUCCCGCUGGAGCAGGGACUGCAGACCUGCCGCACAAGCUGGCCGAGCUCUCUGUGUCAGAAGAUGAAGGAGCAGAGGGUGGAGAGGUAUCAUCAUCCAAAGCAUCGCUGGAAAGUCAAGAUUCAGAAGGAAAAAGCAGUGAUUCCUAACACCUAAGAACUUGCUGGAUUAAUGAAACCCAUCAACAGACUUUCUAGAGUUUCCCUGUGUCACCAGUUCUGAAGUGUGGUAGCAACUGUAGCAAGAGACGACAUUUUACAUCACAUUUCUAUCUAGAUAACAUUAACAUGGAAAUAAAGAUUUUUUUUUCUACAAUAGUCCAUUGAAAACAAUGUUCUACCCAUCUAAAUGGGAGAACUAAAGAAUGUAUCUGUUGUUUGGAGGUUUUUUAAUAGUUGUAAUACUCAUUCUAACCAGUCUUCUUUGGUAGUUUCAAAUAGAACAGUUAGCAGAUGUACCAAAAAAAUGACUGCUUCAGAAUAAAAUUURUAUUUCUUAAUUUUCCAAAAUAACUUUUUUCUCUCUAACAUGUAAGUAUAUUCACUCUUCACCUUAAGGUGAUGUUAAGUGUGUAUUAAAUUACAGACAACCAUCUGUAAUUUAUUUCCUGGGAUUUUUGUUCUCCUUAGGGAUAUAUAGAUAGGGUAAAGAAAAAAGGGAAAAAUAUCUUUUU